Molecule: messenger RNA, 1244 nt
Organism: Leptopilina heterotoma
Lineage: Eukaryota; Metazoa; Arthropoda; Insecta; Hymenoptera; Figitidae
Product: RISC-loading complex subunit tarbp2-like
Exons: 3
Coding region: 140-949 (269 amino acids)
Source: RefSeq, a predicted model, not a curated record
CUUAAAUAAAAGUAAAUUUUCUUCCCACAGAUGUACAAAUGCACCUUUAUGCCUGUCGUCUGUAAGUCUGAACUGCUUUUUUACUGGUUAAAAAAGGGAAAAGUGAUAAAAAAUUUGGAAAUAAUUUUAAUAAUUCGAAAUGGAGCUCACUCAAGAGAAUAUUAAGACGCCAGCAAGUAUUGUUUAUGAAGAAAUGACUAAGAAAAAAUUAGUUCCUGUUUACGAAUUAAUAGUUGACGGAACGGGAGAUCCUAAUCCAGUAUUCACUUACAAACUUACUUGUGAUGGAGAAUCAGUUGUUGGAUCCGGGCGCUGUAAAAAACUGGCCAAACAGAAUGCCGCAAAUGAGAUGUUAAAGAAGCUGAAAAUUCCAUAUUUUGGUUCUGAAAAUUCUUCAGAAUGUCAAGCUACGCUCUCAGAAUCCAUUGAUGAUGAAUUACUGCAGCCACUUUUAGACAAUGACUCUGAAGAGAAAAAUAGGCAUUCAGAUUAUUCAAAUGCGGUGCAAACAGUAAUGAAAUUGUGCGUAGAACAUUCACUUCCAGUACCGGAAUUCAAAACGACGUUAACGGGCCUACCUCAUACUCCCCUCUUCACUACAUGUUGCACGACAUCCAAUUUCGUCGAAGAAGGUUUUGCACCAAAUAAAAAAGAUUCAAGACGAAAUGCGGCAUUAAAAAUGAUCGAUGCAAUAAAGAGAGAAAAGAAUAUUUCAAAAGAUCCAGAGUGCAAAACUGAAUUAAAAUCAACAUCUCAUAUUUCACCACGUUUGCAACAUUUACUUUCAUUGUCCAGAACUGUUGAAAGCAACCCAGGAGAAAAAACGCCUAUCGAGAAGGUUGUAAUUUGCGAAAAAAACCAAUCACUUAAAAAACAUAUUUCUCCUGAAAUUGAAAGUCAAUUGUGCGUAGUUAAAGAAUCGAUAGAGAAACUACUGCAAUUGAUUUAAGACAAGGGCAAUCAUUGUGAUUCGAUUAUUUUUUUACCAAAGGAUAUAACAGUUGAAACUCUUUUUCUUUAUUACGUAGUCUUACAAAUAGACAUGUAUGUUUAUUUUACUUAUAUAGGUACUAAGAUGACAAUUAUAAAUUGUCAUGUAAAAUUUCAAAAUGACGUUUUGUUAUUCACUCUUUAUUUGCUAAAACAAUUAUGAUAACGCGAAUCUGAAGACAUUUUUUUAUCGUUUACAGUAAGUAAUAUUCCUUUAUUUUGUAUUUUUCUGAAUAAAAAGUUUUCAUAAGAAA